AUGAAAAUUCUAACCGCGAUUUGCGCAUUUAGUUCAUUUCUGUAUUUAGCAAUUUGUCAACCAAGCACGGAACACAGCUGGAAACACUUGUGGCCAUACGUCGGUCAACCUAGCGUACCACACUGGUGGGAAAGACUUGUCAAAGAAUGGGGAUAUACAGAGGUUGCAUUCUUUCGUGACAACCAAGUCUUCUUCAUAGACACCUAUCAACAGAAACUCUGUUCCUUUCAUACAGGGAAUAGAAACACAUAUUGCGUUCAUAUAGCCCAAGGUCUCGUGUCUUUUGCUGUUCCUGUUAGAGGCCAUCCCGACAAGUUUGUAGUGGGUUGCGGUAAGGAUAUUAUAAUGAUCAAAUGGGACAGUUUCAAACAUGCGAAAUCUACUACUCAUUACUUAUUAAAAUCCCCGCACCAGCCUCCUCAGGACCCACUUCCCUUAGGCAACAGAGUGAGUUAUGGAGGAGUCGAUUACGCGAAUAGACUAUGGUUUGCAACGACGAACGAUAAUCCAAAAUAUCAUACACUGAACUUGGGAAGUGUGUACAUUUUGAAUCGGAAUAAGGAUCUUGAAGAAAAAAUUCCAGAACUUCGUUCGGUCACUGGUGGAUUCGUGUGGGACGUUCCUCGCGUUCCUCACUUUGAAAUAAACACAAGAUAUUCACCGCCUUUCAAAUUCUAUUACGCUGACACUCUAAACCAUCAUAUCGUGGAAUACGAAUUUUGGAUGGAAUAUGAAAUUCUUAAAAAAACUGAAGUAGUGCAUAACUUGCAAAAAUUUGAAGUACCCGGCGAUCCUGGUCGUAUGGCAAUUGAUUCAAGAGGUUUGCUCUGGGUGCCUCUUCUUGGAGGGCAUAGAGUCGUUGAAUAUGAUCCAUUUCAAAAAAGGGUGCUUCGAACUGUUCGCAUACCUGCAGCCAAGGUCGGCGCAUGCAAUUUUGGAGGUCCUAACUGGGAUAUCUUAUAUGUAUCAACAUUAGGAUAUGAAAAUAAUGAAGUUCGUCCACCAGGCGAUGAAGGUGGUCAUCUUUACGCUGUGCACAACCUUCAAGUGAGCGGAAUGCCAACAAGAGAGUUUUUAUUGAAUAAAGAUGUAAUGUUCAAGGCCUCUGCAGCGUUGGAAGAUCACAAGCUCAGAAAAGGUGGACCACAGAUUCAGGGCUCUCAUGGUAAGGAAGUUCCCCCAGGCGCGGAAACUGGCAGGCCAUACGGCUUGCAACCCAGCUUGUCGAGCAUCUCGCAACCCAGAUUGCCACCCUGGCGGGAAACAAUUGUCAGAGAAUGGGGACAUACAGAAGUUGCAUUCUUUCGUGACAACCAAGUCUUCUUCAUAGACACCUAUGAACAGAAACUCUGUUCCUUUAAUACAACGGAUCGAAAUACAUAUUGCGCUCAUAUAGGCCGAGGUCUUCUGUCUUUUGCGGCUCCUUUUUCAGGCGAUCCCGACAAAUUUGUGGUAGGCUGCGAUAAGUCUAUUUUAAUGAUCAAAUGGGACAGUUCCAAAGAUGCGGAAUCUACUCCUCAUUUCUUCAUUCAAUCACCGCACCAGCCUCCUAAGAACCCACUUCCCUCAGGAAACCGAGUGAGUUAUGGAAGUGUCGAUCACAGGGGCAGAUUAUGGUUUGCGACGACGAACGAUAAUCCGGACUAUCAUGCACUGAAUUUGGGAAGUGUGUACAAUUUGGAUAAGGAUGCAGUUCUUAAAAAAAAAAUUCCUAAACUUCCAUCGGUCACUGGUGGAUUCGCGUGGGACCGUUUUCGCCUUCAACCACACACAAUUGAACGUGCACGGCCUUGCAAAUUCUUUUACGCCAAUACUACAGGCCGUGAAAUCAUAGACUACGAUUUUAGGUUACAAACUGGAAAUCCUAAAAAAGUUGGAGUAGCCCUGAACUUGGCAGAACAUAAUGUACCCGGAGAUCCGGGUCGUAUUGCAAUUGACUCAAAAGGUUUGCUUUGGGUGCCUCUUCUUGGAGGUCAUAGAGUCAUUCAAUAUGAUCAUUUUCAAAAGAAGGUGCUUCAAACUAUUCGCAUACCUGCAGCUAAAGUCGGAGCAUGCACUUUUGGAGGUCCUGGCUUAAGUCUUUUGUAUGUAUCAACAAUAGGAUAUGGAAAUAAUGAAGUUCGUCCAGAAGGUGAUGAAGGUGGCCAUAUUUACGCUAUUCAUAAUCUAGGCGUGACAGGUGUGCAGACAAGAGAGUACGUGUUGAAUAAAAAUUUAAUACGCCGGGCCUCUAUGGCGUUGGAAAGUAACAGGGUCAAGAUCAAUAGUGGUGAGGGGACUUCCCGUGAUAUUGAUCUGAAUCGCUCAAUAUUUAACUGAACAAGAGGUCCAAUAUAAGAGCAAUUUCGGGUA
Molecule: messenger RNA, 2352 nt
Organism: Belonocnema kinseyi
Lineage: Eukaryota; Metazoa; Arthropoda; Insecta; Hymenoptera; Cynipidae
Exons: 12
Coding region: 1-2319 (772 amino acids)
Biological process (GO): L-ascorbic acid biosynthetic process
Molecular function (GO): gluconolactonase activity; calcium ion binding
Source: RefSeq, a predicted model, not a curated record